AGAAGAAACUCUUUUCAUUCCCUUUUUUGAAUGAUCCAUCCGAUGUGUAAUUACAACACCUGUCUACUCGAUCUAAGAAUGUAAGUAUGAUGCAUCGUACGAGUAAUCGUGCACUGAUAAAUAAAGGCCUUGUGCCUCGAGGAGUACGGCCAGUGCGCUGGCGGACAUCGAUGGGUGAACCACGUGGAUUUCGACAGAUAUAUACAUAUAUAUAUACAUACAUACAAUUACGUGAUUCAAUAAAUUUAAAUAAUAUUAAUUGACAGAAGAAUAAUCGCAUUAGCAUAAUACGUUACGACAAAAAUCGAAAAAAGAAAAAUUAUCAUCAACCCGAACGAUUUAAUUUCAAUUCGAUCGAAAUCGAAAGUGAAUAUUGUUGUUACGCGCGAAUCGUGUUGUUAGAAUUUGUCGUCUUUUUUCACGGGUUAAUCAAAUGAUAAUUGGCAAGAGUGAGAUAAAAGUUAUGUAAUUUCAAUACGAAUGUAUUGUAAUCAAUUUUUUUUUCCCAAGUGGAUAUAUCUUAGCAGUGUGAAGGAACAGAUCUCGUUCGAAAGACUGCGAAAUUUCAAGCACGAUACAAUUGACGAAUUAUUAAGACAGGAAAGAUUACUAGUUUUCUUUAGUUAAAUAUACCGAAAUGAUUUUGCUGUUCGACGAAAUAGACGCAUAGACGAAGAAGAAGAGAAACGUUGUUCUGUCGAAGUUAAUACUCGUGCCAAUCUUAACCUUAUUAUUUUCCUUAUAGUUCAGUAUUUGAUCGAAAAGUGAGAAAAUAAUCAGAGAGAAGGAGGAGUUGUAUAAACUAAUAGAAAUGCGUGUGUAAUAUCUUGGAAAUAAUAACUCUGUAAUAACCUCUCUGAAAUCUGUCUUUGACUCUUUAACCAAGCAUUUUGUUUCGAUUUGAAUAAUUUCAAUCAAGUAUUUGGAGAAAGUCAUCCUGUGAAAAAUAUAAAAAAAAAUACAGUCAGAAUCAAGAGUCAUAGAAGAAAUAUAUAAGAAGAUAUAUAUAUAUAUGUAUUAGAAGAAAUAUAUAAAGAAUGUUAUUAACCAGAAGAAUAUUUCGAAUUUUCUAUUUCUCUCUGGCUGCAUAUAAAAUUUCUUUAAUCGGGCAAAGUUAUUUUCACUAACGAGAAAGGAAGAAGAAAUUAGACUGAGAUUGAAAAAAUCUGUAACUAGUAGAGUGGCAUUAGGCAAGGAAAAAAUUUGGAAAAUUUUGGAAAAGAAUCUGUUUUACAUAAAUAUUUAAGCAACGUUGUAAAACGUUUUUUACGUCAGUGUUUGCAGAAAUAGAAUCGAAAGAAAGAAAAAAAUGUCUGGAACUGUGAAAAAAUUUUUAGUGUUAUUGCAGAUUUUUUUUUUCGAAUUGACGAUUUGCGCUGCUCGCAUAGAUGAACCGCCGAUCAUUCAUUCGAUUCCUUUGGAAAACAAGACAACAACACUCGACGAGUACAAAAAUUUACCUGUGGUUGGAAAAUGUUGCCCGGUAGGCGAAGUUUUUACAAUAAACGUAACUGGCCAAGCGGUUUGCACAGUUAUGGAUUCCUUCAUUAUCGAAAAUUUCUCUCCUAUUUUCCAUGAUUUUAAUGAUUCUGGUUAUCUGGUUCCCGGUAAGGUUCGAAGUCCAUUUGUCGCGAUUAUUGGAAAUCCCUGUAAAUACAAAAAGUAUAUUUUAAAUUCAAGCGAAGACGAGCAAGAUUUUCAUUUAUUAUUAACGAAUGGUUCGAUAUUUGCACCCGAACACGAUCCAAAAAUAUUGCAACCUGGAAUCGAUUACUGUAUAGAAAUUAUUCCAGAGAUGGGAAUCAACACUUUUGUGUGUUUUCCUGAAGAUCGCGUAAUAAUAACGGCAGACUCUCGAAUUACGAUCUACGCUUGUGGCCUUUUAAUAUCCGUACCAUUCUUAAUUCUUACAAUCACUGCGUAUUCCAUCACACCAGAGUUGAGAGACGUAUAUGGAAAAGCAGUGUGUCGUUAUUGCGGAUGUUUGGCUCUUGCUUUCGUCAUGUUAGUAAUCAUACAAUUAUGGAAUAUAGAAUUGUCGAACCAAACUUGUAUAAAUAUAGCAUUCAUUAUCCAAUUUUCUUUCAUCGCCUGCUUCUUCUGGCUAAAUGCGAUGUGCAUUGAAAUGUGGUUAUUAGUGCGUUUCUACGUCGGUAAAUGUAGGAACAGAGGAUACUGUCGGGAAAUCUGCGAAAGGACGGAAUCAAGAACGUUAUUUUUUUGGUAUUCUUUAUGGUGUUGGGGUCCCUCGGUGAUACUUAUCCUCGUCUCAAUAAUCAUGGAUCUUAAUCCGAUGAUACCUGCGACUUACGUGAAGAAUUUCGGCAAGGAAAGUUGUUCGUUCAAAGCUGAAGACAAAGCGAUACCAUACUUUUAUAUACCAAUUGGAUUACUUCUUCUUGGGAAUGUGAUUCUUUUUAUUUUAACUUUCAUCAAAUUGACUAAAUAUCAAAGGGAUCUUGAUUUGAGACGUCUUAGGAGAAACGAACCAUCGGAUCAAGACGAUCGAAGAACUCUUCGAUAUUUAAUGAGAACCGCAUUUGUCUGCAUGCUAAUUUUCUUCUUGAUGGGCCUCAAUUGGUCGAUGGAAUUAAUAUCCUGGUACAUCAAUGGAGAUUCUUUCGACUGGUCCUCCUUCGACCUUGUAAACGCUCUUCAAGGUGUUCUUAUUUUUGGUUUGUUCGUACUACGAAGGCCACCGAGGGACUUUAUAUGGAAUAGAAUACAAAAAUUUCGAGGUAUUAAUGAAAUACCAGAACGAGAAAUUGGAAGCAUGGAAUUGGGUUUGCUUCAGAUGAUGAAUGGUGAUCCUGUGCCUAGAUAGAUAUGAUUAUUGUUUAAAAAUAAUUUAUUUUUCGAUCCUUUCUCAAAUUUGUUGAAACAUCAUAAAAGGAUUACAAAUCAACUGCCGAGAAUGCUUGAAAGUUCCUUGAAGAGAUGUACAAUUUUAGUAUAACUUAUUUAUAAAGUAUUGAAUUAGUCAAAUAUGGAAAAAUUGAUAAUUUUUACGUAUUUAUUUUAAACAAGACUUAUCGACUUAUUAUUUAUUAAUUAACGAGUUAGAAGAAAUUAGUUAUCUCACAUCAUAUGAACAAUAUAUAUUUCAUUAACAUUAUGUAUAACAAUUUAUUUUGUAUAUCAUCUUGAUUUCAA
This is a messenger RNA of Apis laboriosa (Himalayan honeybee), 3153 nucleotides long. Its product is annotated as G-protein coupled receptor Mth2-like. NCBI's taxonomy places the organism in Eukaryota, Metazoa, Arthropoda, Insecta, Hymenoptera, Apidae. Gene Ontology annotation, biological process: cell surface receptor signaling pathway; G protein-coupled receptor signaling pathway. The record is from RefSeq and is a predicted model, not a curated record. The transcript is spliced from 7 exons. The coding region runs from base 1310 to 2824 and encodes 504 amino acids. Gene Ontology annotation, molecular function: G protein-coupled receptor activity. Gene Ontology annotation, cellular component: membrane.